AUGGAUCGCCGGUCAACCAAGCAAAAGGCGAACGGACUUCAUCGCCAGCGGGAGAAGAAGUUGGCUGGCGGUGAUGAGCGGCCGGAGCCUGCGGUGGGCGUGGAGGCGAUCCCGGAUGCCGUGCUGGCGGACAUCUUCGAGCUGCUGCCGUUUGAAGAGAGGCGAGACACUGUGCCACUGGUGUGCAAGUGGUGGAGCCGGCUGACAGUCUCGGAACCCCACAUCUGGAAACACUGCAGAUGGGAUGGCCAAGAGCGGCGGGAGGAUGAUGAUAAUAGUGGCGAGAUGUCUGGAACCAUCGAUUGGCCAAGGGUUGUGGAAUGGUUCAUAGCCCGUGCCGAGGGGGUGCAAACCCUGCAGGUUUCUAAUUUUGAAUUCCGGUUCAGCCCGGAGGUGCCAACAUUCUCAGUGCUGCUGGCGCUGCUGUGCCCAUCGCUGCGCGAGCUGAGAUUGGUGCGGUGCAAAAUGGGAAGGGACUCCUGGAUGGGCCUGCUGUGCCUGCAGGGACUAAGACGCCUGGACCUGCUGCUCAACGACCGGCUGAUGUCAUGGCGGUCGAUCUCACACCUGUCGAGGCUGACUAAUCUGGAUGCAUUACACAUCGAAUAUGUAAACAGAACGUUCGAGUAUGAGAGCGACAUUCCUGGCCCCAUAACUGUCCCUUUUGCACAGAAACUCACGACACUCAGAUUGAAGAAUUUCGGAGAUCUUAAGGCCAUUGUCCCAUCCUGGUGUUUUGAAAAAUGGCGGGGAAUGGAAAUGCUGGAUCUGUGUGGCACCGAGGUGAUGUCGUUGACUGAGUCAAUAUCAGUGUUGACCAACCUCGCGGAGCUGCAUGUCUGGACUCAGUCCAAGCUUCCCACCGAAAUUAGUCGCCUCACUAACCUGAGGAUGCUAAGUACUAGGGACACGCCGUCCCUUGGGGCCUUGUGUGGCAUGAGCCGGCUGCGGGAGCUGGAGUUCAAUCUGAACCGGGCGUUUGAGAGCGUGGAGGAUCUGCAGGUCAUGAGCGGACUGGCCAUGCUCACCAGCCUGAAAUUCAAAUGGCCGGGCGGAUAUUUUCCCCAGGAGCUCACCGGCCUCAGCGCGUUACGCUACCUGGACCUGUCGGAUGACUCAUUGUCCGACCUGCCCUCCGGACCAUAUUUAGACAACCUCACGGAGCUGGACUUGAGCUGGAACGGAUUUAGCCAGGUGCCGGGCGUGCUGUGGCGGGCCAGCAACCUGGUGCGCCUGAGUCUGGCGUACAACGACGAGUUGGAGCUGGGGGAGCUUGCCGUGGAUGCCAUCCUGGAGAUGGAGGACUUGCUGUUUCUGGACAUCAGGUUCCUCGAGGACAAACAGUGGACGCAGGCGUCCUUUCGAAAUUUGGUGAGGCUGAUGGAGGAGAAGAACGACUGGCUCAUUGUGUCCGCGGACAGGACCGAAAGCAUCGACGAAGAUGAAGACUUUUGA
Messenger RNA from Ostreobium quekettii, 1455 nucleotides. NCBI's taxonomy places the organism in Eukaryota, Viridiplantae, Chlorophyta, Ulvophyceae, Bryopsidales, Ostreobiaceae. The record is from the annotation of a GenBank genome assembly.